GGGGGUGGGGGGCGGGCCGGGGGCGGGGGGCCCGGCCAUAUGGAUGUGAUUUCUGCGCUCCAGGCAGACGGGCAGCUCCGCAGCGCCCGCCCCGGCCGCCGCCCGCUCUCCCCGCGCCCGCCCCGGGGCCUGGGGGAGCCGGGCAGCCGGGGUCCCCGAGGCCGGGGCGAGGGCGGGGCAGCCCCGCCUGACGCUGCUCUGUGCCCUCCACGACCAGGGCCCUAGGCGGACAUGGGGGCCGCCCGGAUCGCGCCCGGCCUGGCGCUGCUGCUCUGCUGCCCGGUGCUCGGCUCCGCGUACGCGCUGGUGGACGCCGAUGACGUCUUGACCAAAGAGGAGCAGAUCUUCCUGUUGUACCGAGCCCAGGCCCAGUGCGAGAAGCAGGUCAAAGAAGUCCAGCAGAGGCCAGCCAGCAUAAUGGAGCCGGACAAGGGCUGGGCGUCCACAGCCACGUCAGGGAAGCCCGGGAAAGACAUGGCACCCGGAGACCACUACCCUGGGUCCGAGGAAGACACGGACGGGCCCGCCAGCAGAAGGGGCUCAGCUCCCUGCCUGCCCGAGUGGGACCACAUCCUGUGCUGGCCGCUGGGGGCUCCAGGGAAGGUGGUGGCCGUGCCUUGUCCCGACUACAUCUUUGACUUCAAUCACAAAGGUCACGCCUACCGCCGCUGUGACAGCAACGGCAGUUGGGAGCUGGCGCCCGGGCACAACCGGACGUGGGCCAACUACAGCGAGUGCCUCACCUUCAUGCCCAAUGAGACGCGGCAUGGGGAUGUGUUCGAGCGUCUGGGCCUGAUCUACACGGUGGGCUACUCCCUGUCGCUGGCCUCCCUCACUGUGGCCGUGCUCAUCCUGGCCUACUUCAGGCGUCUGCACUGCACCCGCAAUUACAUCCACAUGCACCUGUUCCUGUCCUUCAUGCUCCGGGCCGUGAGCAUCUUCGUCAAGGACGCGGUGCUGUACUCGGGCGCCUCGGUGGAUGAGGCCGAGCGCCUGACCGAGGAGGAGCUGCGGGCCAUCGUCCAGGCGCCCCCGCCGCCCGCCGCCGCCGCCGUGGGCUUUGCGGGCUGCCGGGUGACCGUCACCUUCUUCCUUUACUUCCUGGCCACCAAUUACUACUGGAUUCUGGUGGAGGGGCUGUACCUGCACAGCCUGAUCUUCAUGGCCUUCUUCUCAGAGAAGAAGUACCUGUGGAGCUUCACGGUCUUCGGCUGGGGUGUCCCUGCCAUCUUUGUGGCUGUGUGGGUCAGUGCCAGAGCCACCCUGGCCAACACCGGGUGCUGGGACUUGAGCUCCGGGAGCAAGAAGUGGAUCAUCCAGGUGCCCAUUCUGGUCUCCAUUGUGAUCAACUUCAUCCUCUUCAUCAACAUCGUCCGGGUGCUGGCCACCAAGCUGCGGGAGACCAACGCUGGCCAGUGCGACACAGGACAGCAGUACCGGAAGCUGCUCAAGUCCACGCUGGUGCUCAUGCCGCUGUUUGGCGUCCAUUACAUCGUGUUCAUGGCCAUGCCCUACACCGAGGUCUCGGGCACGCUCUGGCAAGUCCAGAUGCACUACGAGAUGCUUUUCAAUUCCUUCCAGGGCUUUUUUGUCGCCAUCAUAUACUGUUUCUGCAAUGGCGAGGUGCAAGCGGAGGUGAAGAAAUCCUGGAGCCGCUGGACACUGGCAUUGGACUUCAAGCGCAAGGCCCGCAGCGGAAGCAGCAGCUACAGCUAUGGGCCCAUGGUCUCCCACACGAGCGUGACCAACGUGGGCCCCCGGACAAGCCUCGGCCUGCCCCUCAGCCCCCGCCUGCUGCCUGCCGCCACCAACGGCCAUCCCCAGCUGCCUGGCCACAGCAAGCUGGGGCCCCCGCUCCUCCAGCCCGCACCACCUGUAGCAGCCAGACCCAAGGACGAAGGCUUCCUCAACGGCUCCUGCUCAGGACUGGAUGAGGAGAAUUCCGGGCCAGAACGGCCAGCGGCUCUGUUGCAGGAAGAGUGGGAGACGGUCAUGUGACCAGGGACCCAAGGGUUGGGCCUGUGGACACAAGGGACUGAGACAUGGGUGGCUGGACAGUUUCCCACUGAGGACUGGGACCAGAAGGACAAACAGGAAAAGAGAAAAAAUAGAAAAAGAAAAAAAAGGAAAGGAA
Molecule: messenger RNA, 2134 nt
Organism: Erinaceus europaeus (western European hedgehog)
Lineage: Eukaryota; Metazoa; Chordata; Mammalia; Eulipotyphla; Erinaceidae
Gene: PTH1R
Product: parathyroid hormone 1 receptor
Exons: 14
Coding region: 232-1998 (588 amino acids)
Biological process (GO): intracellular calcium ion homeostasis; cell surface receptor signaling pathway; adenylate cyclase-activating G protein-coupled receptor signaling pathway
Cellular component (GO): plasma membrane
Molecular function (GO): G protein-coupled peptide receptor activity; peptide hormone binding; parathyroid hormone receptor activity
Source: RefSeq, a predicted model, not a curated record